Molecule: messenger RNA, 977 nt
Organism: Amblyraja radiata (thorny skate)
Lineage: Eukaryota; Metazoa; Chordata; Chondrichthyes; Rajiformes; Rajidae
Gene: avpi1
Product: arginine vasopressin induced 1
Exons: 2
Coding region: 255-701 (148 amino acids)
Source: RefSeq, a predicted model, not a curated record
GGGACCUCGCUCCCCAUUGGUUGCGACUGUGGGGGCGGGACAAGGCGGGCAGGGAGGUGAUUGGCGGGUCGUCGCCCCGCGUCCCUGGAGUGGCUGGCGGAGCCGUCAAUCAUACAGGAUGGGGCGGGGCGCUCCCGGGGAUCCGACGGUAUAAAAGGCUGCGAGCGGCUGCAGAGCGGAACAUAGCGGCUGGGACACGGGGGGCAGGUUCACUCACUUACUCGCUGGCUGGACCAGCGCUGGGCGUUCGCAGUAUGGAGCCCUGCCACCCUGCACCGUGCCCCGUUUGCCCCGCCUGGUUUGGAAGCAGGUGGGAACGCAAGUCGAGGAAGAAGGCGUCGGCCAACAUCUUCCAGGACGUGAACCUGGGGCAGAUGGAAGCCUUGUUCAGGAAGAGCGGAGACGAGAACGCGGACGAGAGAGCAAGAAUCAUCUGGGAGAAAGACAAGCAAACGGACCAAGACAUCACCCAGGCACUGAUGGAGCUCAAAUCCAAGAAGACUCAACUCUUUUUCCAGCACAACAGAAGUGGUGCAGAAUUCUUGGGACUGAUCUGGGUCAAAGCCUUUAACAAACUGCGCAUCAAGGAUGGAGAGUGGGGUUGUGAGCUGGAAUCCGGCGGCGUGGCAGAAAGGUCACUGAGGAGCAAGAUGAAACGGAAGAGAUUAAUCGCCAAGAGGUCGUUUAGGAACCUGCUGUAAAAACGAGGACUUGUCAGCGUCGGAUGCUGCUACCUACAACCUUAAAAAAAAAAGUACACGACUAAAUGUACACCAAGAAACCACCAACUUGCAAUAAUUUGCAGACUACUGGGGAAAUGAACUUCAUGUAUUUAAAAACAAAUGUCUACAUUGCUUUUGUGAUUUUAUUUAAAAAUUCUAAACACUAAAACCGUCUUUGCGAAUGAACAAUUUCAUUCCGUUUUAUAUUAAAAACAAUGUCUUUUGCAUUUCAAUAAAUUUGUGUCAUUAAUUUCA